Messenger RNA from Pelobates fuscus (common spadefoot toad), 4520 nucleotides. Its product is annotated as complement receptor type 2-like. The transcript is spliced from 27 exons. Lineage: Eukaryota; Metazoa; Chordata; Amphibia; Anura; Pelobatidae. The record is from RefSeq and is a predicted model, not a curated record. The coding region runs from base 13 to 4491 and encodes 1492 amino acids. Gene Ontology annotation, biological process: negative regulation of complement activation, classical pathway.
CAACAUUUAACAAUGACAUCUCCCAUUGUGUUUUUGUUUAUUUUCUCAACUUUAGCAGCAACAGGUCAUUCACUCAUCUGCACAUACUGCUUGGGUCCAUCACCGACUAAUUGCACUGGAUACCUUGUUAACUGCGGCAAAGGAUACGUAUGUGGAUCUCAGUACGUUUACUAUAAGCAAAAUAAUACAUUUGACUAUUUGUUCGGACAGUAUUGUGCCUUACCAGCUGACUGUGGCACCACUGUGGACUUUGCGAGUACUAGUGUAAGAGGAGUAGCAACUACUACAUGUUGCCUUAUUAGUUAUUGUACACCAACUAUACCCAUACUGCCAGUCUGUCCAGUUCCAAAUUCAGAUUUGAAUGGAAAUUUCAGUCCCAAGAAGACCCAAUACUUGUUUAUGGACAAUGUGACCUUUACAUGUAAUACAGGUUUCACACUCGGGGGACUAAAUACAAUAAACUGCACAGUAACAGGAAACUGGAACUCAACACAACCUCAAUGCAAAGUGCAAGUCUGUCCUGUUCCAAAUGCAGUUUCUAAUGGAAGCUUUGGUCCCAUAAAGACGCAAUACAUAUACCAGGACUCUGUGAACUUCACAUGUAAUACAGGCUUUACACUUGUGGGGGUACCUUCAAUAUCCUGUACAGCAACGGGAACCUGGAGCUCAGCUGGACCUCUGUGCAAAGUGCAAGUCUGUCCAGUUCCAAAUUCCAUUUCUAAUGGAAGCUUUGGUACCAUAAAGACACAAUACGUAUAUCAGGACUCUGUGAACUUUACAUGUGAUCCAGGCUUUAUACUUGUGGGAGUAAAUUCGAUAUCCUGCACAGCAACGGGAACCUGGAGCUCAGCUGAACCUCAGUGUAAAGUGCAAGUCUGUCCAGUUCCAAAUUCCAUUUCUAAUGGAAGCUUUGAUCUGAAGAAGGCACAAUACAUAUGCCAGGACUCUGUAAAAUAUACAUGUGAUCCAGGCUUCAUACUUGUGGGGGUAGAUACAAUAUCCUGCACAGCAACGGGAACCUGGAGCUCAGCUGAACCUCAGUGUAAAGUGCAAGUCUGUCCAGUUCCAAAUUCAGUUUCUAAUGGAAUAUUUGAUCCCAUGAAGUCAGAAUACAUUUAUCAAGACUCUGUGAAAUAUACAUGUGAUCCAGGCUUUGUACUUGAGGGAGCAGAUUUAAUAUCCUGUACAGCAACGGGAACUUGGAGUUCAUCUGAACCUCAGUGCAAAGUUCAAAUCUGUCCAGUUCCAAGUUCCAUUUCUAAUGGAAGUAUUGAUCCCAUGAAGACAGAAUACAUAUACCAGGACUCUGUGAACUUUACAUGUGAUCCAGGCUUUGUACUUGUGGGAGAAGAUAUAAUAUCCUGCACAGCAACGGGAACCUGGAGCUCAGUAGAACCUCAGUGUAACGUGCAAGUCUGUCCAGUCCUAAAUUCGGUUUCUAAUGGACGUUUUGAUCCCAUGAAGACAGAAUACAUAUACCAGGACUCUGUGAACUUCACAUGUGAUCCAGGAUUUAUACUUGUGGGAGUAAAUGUAAUAUCCUGCACAUCAACGGGAACCUGGAGCUCAAUUGAACCUCAGUGCAAAGUGCAAAUCUGUCCAAUUCCAAAUUCAGUUUCUAAUGGAGCCUUUGAACCCAAGAAGGCACAAUACAUAUAUCAGGACUUCGUGAACUUUACAUGUGAUCCAGGGUUUUUACUUGUGGGAGUAGACUCAAUAUCCUGUACGACAACUGGAAUCUGGAGCUCAGCUGAACCGGAGUGCAAAGUGCAAGUCUGUCCAGUUCCAAAUUCAGUUUCUAAUGGAACCUUUGAUCUGAAGAAGACACAAUACAUAUACCAGGACUCUGUGAAAUAUACAUGUGAUCCAGGCUUUAUACUUGUGGGAGUAGAUACAAUAUCCUGUACGGCACCUGGAACCUGGAGCUCAGCUGCACCCCAUUGCAAAGUACAAGUCUGUUCAGUUCCAAAUUCAGUUUCUAAUGGAAGCUUUGGUCUGACGAAAACACAAUACAUAUACCAGGAUUCUGUGAAAUAUACAUGUAAUCCAGGAUUUACACUUGUGGGAGUAGAUACACUAUACUGUACAGCAACGGGAACCUGGAGCUCAGCUGCACCUCAGUGCAAUGUGCUAGUCUGCCCAGUUGCACAUUCAAUUUCUAAUGGAACCUUUAGUCCAAAGAAGACACAAUACGGGUACCAGGAAUUUGUAAAGUACACAUGUGAUCCAGGCUUUACACUUGUGGGAGUAGAUUCAAUAUUCUGCACAUCGAUGGGAAACUGGAGCUCAACUGAACCGCAAUGCAAAGUGCAAGUCUGUUCAGUUCCAAAUUCAGUUUCAAAUGGAAGCUUUGUUCCCAAGAAGACACAAUAUGUGUCUCAGGACUCUGUGAAAUAUACAUGUAAUGCAGGCUUUAUACUUGUGGGAGUAGAUACAAUAUUCUGUACAGCAACGGGAAACUGGAGCUUAGUUGAGCCUCAGUGCAAAGUGCAAGUCUGUCCAGUUCCAAAAUCAGUUUCUAAUGGAACCUUUGAUCUGAAGAAGACACAAUACAUAUACCAGGACUCUGUGAAAUAUACAUGUAAUGCAGGCUUUAUACUUGUGGGAGUAGAUACAAUAUUCUGCACAGCAACGGGAACCUGGAGCUCAGCGGAACCUCAGUGCCAAGGUUCCAAAAGUUGUAAACCUCCAAAUGCAAUUGCUAAUGGAAGUUUUGAUCCGAAGAAGACGCCGUAUGUGUACCCGGAUUCUGUAAAAUAUACAUGUGAUCAAGGCUUUACAUUGCUUGGAGUAGACUCAAUAAACUGCACAGCAACAGGAACCUGGAGCUCAGCUGUACCUCAGUGCAAAGUAAAACUAUGUCCUUCUCCAAGUACCAUUGCUAAUGGAAGCUUUGAGCCCAAGAAGACAGAAUACAAUUACAAGGAAUCUGUGACGUUUACUUGUGGUCCAGAUUUUUCAUUGGUCGGAGUAAAUUCAAUAUCCUGCACGGCAACGGGAACCUGGAGCUCCUCUGAACCUCAGUGCAAAGUGCAAGUCUGUCCAGUUCCAAAAUCAGUUUCUAAUGGAACCUUUGAUCUGAAGAAGGCACAAUACAUAUACCAGGACUCUGUGAAAUAUACAUGUGAUCCAGGCUUUAUACUUGUGGGAGUAGCUACAAUAUCCUGUACGGCAACUGGAAACUGGAGCUCAUCUGAACCUCAGUGCAAAGUGCAAGUCUGUCCAGUUCCAAAUGUAGUUUCUAAUGGAACCUUUGAUCUGAAGAAGGCACAAUACAUAUACCAGGACUCUGUAAAAUAUACAUGUGAUCCAGGCUUUAUACUUGUAGGAGUAGAUACAAUAUCCUGCACAGAAACGGGAACCUGGAGCUCAGCUGAACCUAAGUGCAAAGUGCAAGUCUGUCCAGUUCCAAAUUCCAUUUCUAAUGGAAUAUUUGAUCCCAUGAAGUCAGAAUACAUAUAUCAGGACUCUGUGAACUUUACAUGUGAUCCAGGCUUUGUACUUGAGGGAGCAGAUUCAAUAUCUUGUACAGCAACGGGAACUUGGAGUUCAUCUGAACCUCAGUGCAAAGUUCAAAUCUGCCCAGUUCCAAGUUCCAUUUCUAAUGGAAGUUUUGAUCCCAUGAAGACAGAAUACAUAUACCAGGACUCUGUGAACUUUACGUGUAACCUAGGCUUUAUACUUGUGGGAGUAGAUACAAUAUCCUGCACAGCAACGGGAACCUGGAGCUCAGUAGAACCUCAGUGUAACGUGCAAGUCUGUCCAGUUCCAAAUUCAGUUUCUAAUGGAAGUUUUGAUCCCAUGAAGUCAGAAUACAUAUAUCAGGACUCUGUGAACUUUACAUGUGAUCCGGGUUUUAUACUUGUUGGAGUAGAUUCAAUAUCCUGUACAGCAACGGGAACCUGGAGCUCAGUUGAACCUCAGUGCAAAGGUCUGUCCUGUGUAGAUUGUGUGAGUUCAAUAUCAUCGACAUGUACAGGAAGAACUAUGACCUGCCCGUCAGGAACUGUCUGUGGAUCUCAGUACAAUGUAACGUCUUCAGGUGGAAAAACCUCCAAAAUGUUUUCAAGAACAUGCAUUCAGAAAUCAUGGUGCUAUACGAAUGGAAGCUUUACGUUUAGCGGUGGGAGGACAAAGAUCGGAACCUCAUGCUGCUACACUUACAAUUGUACUCCAUCCAUCCCUGUGUUACCUGGUGAUAGUACUCAGUUAAAUGGACUGACUUGUCCAUCAUCAACCAGCAACAACAUUAAAUGUACUGGGAUUGAGAACAUAUGUCUUCAGCAAACAACCAUCAUAACAGGAAGCCAAUCAAAUACUAACGCAUUUCGUGGUUGUAUCACAAAAAGCAUUUGUGAUGCUGAGAUCCAAUUGAUAGACACCAGCCAGCCACGUACAUCUGUUAAGUUUACCUGCGCCAAUGGAUGUGUUGAUCUGCACUGCAACUUUUUCAUUCCUAUGUAUUUAUUUGCAUUUACCUUAUUCCUCUAAUAAAUCUAGACCCUUGUAAUUGCACACAA